Messenger RNA from Drosophila eugracilis, 1380 nucleotides. It is a transcript of the gene Uch-L5, whose product is annotated as ubiquitin carboxyl-terminal hydrolase isozyme L5. NCBI's taxonomy places the organism in Eukaryota, Metazoa, Arthropoda, Insecta, Diptera, Drosophilidae. Gene Ontology annotation, molecular function: cysteine-type deubiquitinase activity. The transcript has 2 exons. Gene Ontology annotation, cellular component: cytoplasm. Bases 119 to 1093 code for a protein of 324 amino acids. The record is from RefSeq and is a predicted model, not a curated record. Gene Ontology annotation, biological process: ubiquitin-dependent protein catabolic process; protein deubiquitination.
AUAUCUGGCAGGCCUGGUCUCUUCUGUGAGUUGACAAAAAAUCUUGUGCUGUGCAGUAAAAGCAGAAAAUUUGUGCUUAAAUCUACAGACGGAAAACAAUUAAGUGAUUCAAAUUGAAAUGGCCGACGGUGCUGGAAAUUGGUGUCUCAUUGAAUCCGAUCCCGGAGUGUUCACAGAGCUUAUUCGCGAAUUCGGCUGCGAUGGUGCACAAGUAGAGGAGAUAUGGAGCCUGGGUAGCGAGUCCUUCAAAAAUUUAGAGCCCAUCCACGGCCUGAUUUUCCUGUUCAAGUGGGUUCAGGAGGAUGAGCCCGCCGGCAAAGUGGUCUUGGAUCGGGAGAACAUCUUCUUUGCCAAGCAGGUUAUCAACAAUGCUUGUGCCACCCAGGCAAUUUUAAGUCUUCUAAUGAACCUUGAUCACGAGGACAUUAAACUGGGCGAGACGCUCACCAACUUCAAGGAGUUCUGCCAGUGCUUUGAUCCUUACAACAAGGGAUUGACCCUGAGCAACGCCAGUCAAAUUCGCACUGUGCACAAUUCCUUUGCUCGCCAGACACUCUUUGAGCUGGACAUGAAGAACCAGAACAAGGACGAAGAUGUCUACCACUUUGUGGGUUAUAUGCCCAUUGGAGGAAGACUGUACGAACUGGAUGGUCUAAGGGAGGGCCCCAUUGAUCUGGGUGAAAUCAAGCCAGAGCAGAACUGGAUCGAUGUGGUGCGCCCAAUUAUAGAGAAGCGCAUGCAACGCUACAGCGACGGGGAGAUCCACUUUAACUUGAUGGCCCUAAUUUCGGACAGACAGCGCAUCUAUGAGCAACAGAUUGACAAACUGCUCAAUCCGGCUCCCGACGCAAUGGACACAGAGGAGGACCGUCAGGCGGAGAUCAGUAGCUUGCGCACCUACAUUCAGUACGAGAUCCAGAAGAAGAAGCGUUACAAGGUAGAAAAUGUGCGACGCAAGCACAACUACUUGCCCUUCAUAGUGGAGCUUCUGAAAAUGCUGGGCGAGACUGGACAGUUGAUGCCCAUCUAUGAGAAGGCCAAGCAAAGGGCGCUGGAUCGCGAACAGGCGCAUCGCAAGAAGGAUAUCAACUAGGCAUUUUCAGUAUAUAUAUUUUCCAUUGGGCAAUUCCAAAUUGCUGCGAUUUCAAAUAAACUAGAAAGAAAAGAUCAGAGAUAGAAUCGUGGAGAGCCAGUUAAUAUCGCUCUUUAGUAGUUAGGUGAAACUGCCUUUGUACUGUACUCUAGUUUUUAUAUUCAAUAUCCUGCUCUCUGCCAGUUAAUCAAACGCAUUUCUGCGUGUUAAGCUAAAUAUACCUAAUACCUAUAGAGAAAAAUUUAAAUAGAAUGCAAAAAUAAACAGUUUCGGCAACAUCAAGAAAA